This is a messenger RNA of Exophiala bonariae, 1941 nucleotides long. RefSeq lists its product as uncharacterized. The record is from RefSeq and is a predicted model, not a curated record. Gene Ontology annotation, molecular function: RNA binding; pseudouridine synthase activity. Gene Ontology annotation, biological process: tRNA pseudouridine synthesis; mRNA pseudouridine synthesis. The transcript has a single exon. Lineage: Eukaryota; Fungi; Ascomycota; Eurotiomycetes; Chaetothyriales; Herpotrichiellaceae. Gene Ontology annotation, cellular component: cytoplasm; nucleus. Bases 1 to 1941 code for a protein of 646 amino acids.
AUGAGCACACCAGAUGGCCAUCGGGCACAACGAAACACAAAUUCCAUGUCACAGGAAAUCAAUCCACGCAGCGAUUAUGCGACUAGCUCACACGAGGACUUGAUUUCACGAAUAACGGCUCUGGAACGUCAACUCCAGGACUCGACGAAACGGCUCUCCGAGCUCACGGCGCAGAAUGCUCGAGGUCGCACGACAACCACCCAGACAAGAUCAACGUCGAAGCCACCAUCCCGCAGUCGCUCUUCCUCCCAACGACGUCUGAAAGCCUUCGACCCAAGCCUCUAUUCCACCCGCCACAUCGCCUUGAAGUUUGCCUACCUGGGUCAGCGAUACAACGGCUUCGAGCACCCGAAUGGCAACGUCAUACCACAGCCAAGUAUCGAGGAGGCUCUGUGGAAAGCAUUACGCAAGACACGAUUGAUCAGCCCUCCAAGCGAGCCCGGCGCGGACGGCGUGCCGCUUGAUCAGAGCUAUGAGCUCCUGUGGGGACCGGAGAAGAGGCUGAAAGCAUAUACUGAGGGCAGGGACACGGCAGAGCAACGUGGUCAGAAAGUCAAGCUCGAGGUCAACUGGGAAGGUUGCCAGUACUCCAAAUGUGGCCGGACGGACCGUGGCGUGAGUGCAUUUGGGCAGGUCAUUGGGAUACGCGUCAGAAGCAAUCGGCCAGUGGAGAAAACAGUCAUCGAGAAUACUAUCGGGAACGGCGAAGUCGGCGGUAGAAGUCAAGCCCAAACGAUUCAAGGCGAAAACUCAAGUCUCCUAUUAGAAGACGAGAUGCCAUCUAUUGACACCGGUGACCUCGAUAUCGAUACCUAUACCCAGCCAUUCGACCCAAUCGCAGACGAACUGUCCUAUGUCACCAUGCUCAACUCGGUCUUACCACCGGACAUUCGAAUUCUAGCAUGGUGUCCCGCUCCACCGCCAACGUUCGAUGCCCGCUUCUCGUGCCGCGAGCGUCGGUAUAAGUAUUUCUUCACGAAUCCGGCUUUCUGCCCUACGCCUGGUCCACCUGGACUCUCAAUGUAUAACGGCAAGCCUGCAAACGUGAGGGAGGGCUGGCUCAAUAUCGACAAGAUGAAAGAAGCGGCCAAGAAGCUCGAAGGACUGCAUGAUUUCCGCAACCUGUGUAAAAUCGAUCCCACCAAGCAGAUGCCGAACUGUCAGCGACGGGUGACGUUUGCCGACGUGGUGGAGUUCGACAGUCCCGGGAAGGAUUUUUCCAAAAUCCCUGACUUGAACCAGACGGGUUCCAAUGCACUCUUAUCAUCUAUGCUCGAAGGCGUCACUGGCGAGACAGGUCCGAAAGUCUACACUUUCUGUGUCCACGGCUCCGCAUUCCUCUGGCAUCAAGUGCGCUGCAUGGCAGCGAUAAUGUUCCUCGUAGGCCAGGGCCUAGAGGAACCGUCGAUCGUCGACGAGCUAUUAGACAUAGAGAAAACCCCACGCCGCCCACUGUACGAGAUGGCGGACGACGCGCCCUUGGUCCUGUGGGACUGCAUCUUCCCAGAAAGCGACGAGGACAUGUGCGACUCCCUCGACUGGGUGUACACGGGCGACGCACGCUCGCUGUCCGCGCUGAACACCAAAGGCGACGGGCGAUUUGGCUCCGCGGGCCUCGUCGACGAGCUGUGGCGGCAGUGGCGGCAGGCCAAGAUGAACGAAGUCCUCGUUGGGAGUCUGCUUGAUCUGGCGAUGGGGCAGGGCGAUGGGAGCUCGUUCGCGAGGGGUGGGCAGAGGGGAAGUCUGCCCAGCGGUAAUGCCCGCUCUGCGAAGGUCUUUGAUGGUGGGGAUAAUGCCCGGACCGUCGGCAAGUAUAUCCCUGUCAUGCGCAAGCCGAAGCUGGAUAGUCUGGAGGAGCAGAAUGAGAAAUGGGCACGGACGAGGGGGUGGAAGCGCGAGUUAAAGAAAGGUGCCGUAGAGGAGAAAGCGGAUGAAGACUGA